Messenger RNA from Polypterus senegalus (gray bichir), 4453 nucleotides. RefSeq names its product ATPase phospholipid transporting 11B (putative) (gene atp11b). Gene Ontology annotation, biological process: phospholipid translocation. The transcript is spliced from 30 exons. Gene Ontology annotation, cellular component: plasma membrane; recycling endosome; trans-Golgi network. Gene Ontology annotation, molecular function: ATP binding; ATP hydrolysis activity; ATPase-coupled intramembrane lipid carrier activity. NCBI's taxonomy places the organism in Eukaryota, Metazoa, Chordata, Cladistia, Polypteriformes, Polypteridae. The record is from RefSeq and is a predicted model, not a curated record. The coding region runs from base 341 to 3784 and encodes 1147 amino acids.
ACAGAGUGGUGGGGCUCAAGCAAUGAAGCAAGUCUGUACAGAGGAGCCGACUGCUGAGAGUGAAGGUGGAGGUGGAGGGAGGAGGCGGUAGUAAAGGAAGCAAGCAACAAACGAGAAAACGUUUACACCAAAAGAGCCCUUCUCCACCAGCACUCACCGGUUCCCUUAAGUCAGUAAAUGGGAAGUGCUUAGCGGGCAUUUUUUGUUUCUUUUUUGCAACUACACCGUAUUGACUAAAAACUAAUGGAGCUCUGAAGCGUGAACGCGGCUCAUCUGGCAGACGAAAAUUAAAGACAGAUAAUUCGGCGCAGUGCGCGAACGACACGCUUCAAAGUCCAGGAUGCUACGGUGGAUCAGACAGCAGCUGGGUUUUGACCCACCCCAUCAAAGUGACACAAGGACAGUUUAUGUAGCUAAUCGCUUUCCUCAGCAUGAUCAUUAUAUUCCCCAGAAAUUUGCAGAUAACCGGAUUAUAUCAUCCAAGUACACAGUAUGGAAUUUUAUUCCCAAGAAUCUAUUUGAGCAGUUCAGAAGAAUAGCCAAUUUUUAUUUUCUUAUAAUUUUCCUUGUCCAGCUAAUGAUAGAUACCCCAACAAGUCCUGUUACUAGCGGACUUCCAUUGUUCUUUGUAAUCACAGUGACAGCCAUAAAACAGGGUUUUGAAGACUGGUUACGACAUAAAGCAGACAAUGAAGUAAAUGGAGCUCCAGUUUAUGUUGUACGAAGUGGUGGGCUUGUACAGACAAGAUCAAAAAACAUAAGGGUUGGGGAUAUUGUAAGAGUUGCCAAAGAUGAAACUUUCCCUGCAGAUUUAGUUCUGUUGUCAUCUGAUAGAAGAGAAGGAACUUGUCAUGUUACUACUGCAAGCUUGGAUGGAGAAACAAACCUUAAGACUCACUCUGCUGUUCCUGAGACAGCGAUAUCACAGUCAGUUUCUAGUCUGGAAGCCAUAAUAGCUGUUAUUGAAUGUCAUCAACCAGAAGCAGAUUUAUACAGGUUUGUCGGGCGAAUAACAGUUAAUCAUUGUGGAGAAGAAAUCGUAAGACCCCUUGGACCAGAAAAUCUCCUCCUGCGAGGUGCAAGAUUGAAGAACACCAAAGAAAUUUUUGGUGUGGCAGUGUAUACUGGCAUGGAGACAAAAAUGGCUUUAAAUUACAAGAGUAAAUCCCAGAAGCGUUCAGCUGUGGAAAAGUCUAUGAAUACAUUUCUUAUGAUCUACUUGGUAAUUCUUUUGUUUGAAGCCGUUCUCAGUACUAUUUUAAAGUAUGCUUGGCAAGCUGAAGAAAAGUGGGAUGAGCCAUGGUAUAACCAAAAAACGGAGCAAGAAAGAAAUAGCAGCAAAAUUUUAAAAUUUAUUUCAGAUUUUCUUGCUUUCCUCGUUUUGUACAAUUUUAUUAUCCCUAUUUCACUCUAUGUAACGGUUGAAAUGCAAAAAUUCCUUGGCUCAUUUUUCAUUGGAUGGGAUCUUGAUUUAUACCAUGAGGAGUCUGAUGAGAAGGCACAAGUAAAUACCUCUGACCUUAAUGAAGAACUGGGGCAGGUUGAGUACGUGUUCACUGACAAAACAGGAACUUUAACGGAAAAUGAAAUGCAGUUUCGUGAAUGUUCCAUAAAUGGUGUUAAGUACCAAGAGAUCAAUGGUAAACUUGUUCCUGAGGGAAUGGCAGAAGAUUUACCUGAUGGAGUUGAUUCUAAUUUGUCUGAGGAAGACAUUCUCUUCUUAAAAGCAGCGUCAUUGUGUCACACUGUUCAGAUCAGUUAUGACCAAGCUGAUGAUUUAGGAGACAGACAAGCAAAUGGCAUAUUACGCCAAAUGGAAUAUUAUGCUUCUUCUCCAGAUGAAAAGGCUUUAGUUGAAGCAACAAAAAGAAUUGGUGUAACUUUCAAUGGAAAUAAUGGAGAAACUAUGAGUAUUACAUCCUUUGGAAAACUUGAAAUAUAUAAGCUGCUUCAUAUUUUGGAGUUUGAUGCAAACAGAAGAAGAAUGAGUGUCAUUUUACAGACUCCAUCAGGUGAAAAAAUACUCUUUACAAAAGGAGCAGAAUCAUCUAUUCUUCCUUAUACAAAAACCGGUGAAAUUGAUAAAACAAGGAUGCAUGUAGAUGAAUUGGCAUUGAAAGGUCUAAGAACUCUUGUCAUAGCCUGCAGACACUUCACCCCUGAAGAGUAUAUAGAAAUUGAUCGGCGUCUCCAUGAGGCCAGGACUGCACUGCAGCAGAGAGAGGAGAGACUAGCAGAUGUGUUUAGCUAUAUUGAAAAAGACUUUGAACUUCUUGGAGCAGUUGGUGUGGAAGAUAAACUGCAAGAAAAAGUCCAGGAGACAAUUGAAGCACUCAGAAUGGCAGGGAUCAAAGUAUGGGUGUUAACAGGGGAUAAACAUGAAACUGCUGUCAGUGUUAGUUUGUCCUGUGGACAUUUUCAUCGAACUAUGAAUAUCUUAGAGUUGGUGCAGCAGAAAUCGGAUAGUGAAUGUGCAGUUCAAUUGAGAAGAUUAGAUAAAAGAAUUAAAGAAGACCAUGUAAUCCAACAUGGCCUUGUUGUUGAUGGCGCUAGCCUUUCUCUAGCAUUGAGACAACAUGAAAAGCUCUUCAUGGACGUCUGCAGAAACUGUACAGCUGUACUAUGUUGUCGAAUGGCUCCACUCCAAAAAGCAAAAGUUGUAAGACUGUUAAAGACUUCCCCAGAAAAGCCCAUUACAUUAGCUAUUGGCGAUGGAGCAAAUGAUGUUAGUAUGAUACAGGAAGCCCAUGUGGGUAUAGGAAUAAUGGGAAAAGAGGGACGGCAAGCAGUAAGAAAUAGUGACUAUGCAAUUGCAAGGUUUAAAUUUCUUUCCAAGUUGCUUUUGGUCCAUGGACACUUCUAUUACAUUAGAAUUGCAACUCUUGUACAAUACUUCUUCUACAAGAAUGUGUGUUUUAUUACACCACAGUUUUUAUACCAGUUUUUCUGUUUGUUUUCACAACAAACCCUGUAUGACAGCGUAUAUUUGACGUUGUACAACAUUUGUUUCACCUCCUUACCCAUUUUGGUGUACAGUCUUUUUGAACAACUGGUGCAUCCACAUGUCCUGCAGAACAAGCCAGCAUUGUACAGAGACAUAAGCAAGAAUGCUCUUCUCUCCUGCAAGCCCUUUUUGUACUGGACUUUAUUAGGCUUCUGCCAUGCUUUCAUAUUUUUUUUUGGCUCAUAUCUGUUAAUGGGAGAAGAUACAUCACUAAUGGGAAAUGGACAGAUGUUUGGCAAUUGGACCUUUGGCACUUUAGUCUUCACAAUUAUGGUCAUCACCGUUACCCUAAAGCUUGCAUUGGAAACUCAUUUCUGGACAUGGAUGAACCAUUUUGUGACUUGGGGUUCAAUUGCAUUUUAUUUCAUUUUUUCCUUAUUUUAUGGAGGAAUUAUUUGGCCAUUUUUGCACACACAAGACAUGUAUUUUGUCUUUGUUCAGCUACUUUCUAGUGGCUCUGCCUGGUUUGCUAUUAUUCUUAUUGUUAUUACUUGUCUUUUCCCUGAUGUCAUCAAGAAUGUUUUCUACAGACACCUUCAACCCACAAACACUCAGAAGACUCAGCUUAACGGAAAUGGAAUCGGCAUUAGCUGCUUGGAUUCCAUGUGCUGUUUCUCAGAUGGUGAGAAAGCUUGUGCUCCAGUUGGAAGAAUGCUGGAUCGAAUGAUUGGAAGGUGCAGCCCCACACGAGUCGGCAGAUCUUGGAGCACCUCGGACCCCUACUAUUCAAAUGACAGAAGCAUCCUGACCCUUUCUCAAGUGGAGGCCACUCCUUGCUAAUACUUUAAGGACAGCACCACCCAUCUAUGUGAAUCUUGCCUUGUUUUGUAGUGUCACUACAGUGCUGCCCCUUCCCCAUGCUAACCUGAAUCUGCCUUCAGCUAACAACCACCUCUGGAGCCGCAGAAAUUGCAAAAACUCUUGCUGUUAACUUCAUUUAAUUUCAAUGAGUAAACAAAGAACUCUUGAUGAACUUUGUUCACUGCUUUCAGUUUACACAGAUAGUAUUUGUAUUUUGCCCAGUUCUGAUUAAGCCCAUUCCCCAAAAUAUUUUUUUUUUUUUUUGCCCCAUGCUUCUCAGCCUUAUUUUGUCAUUAAUGCUUUAAUUUAUAAAAAUACCUCAUCAUGUUUUUUUAAGCAAUUACUAAUCAUUGUCCUUGUAAGCCAUUUUCUCUGUUCAAUGUGUUCUGAAAAUAUCUGAAAAUGACCAAAUCAGCUUGCUAUCAGUAAUUGAACCUGCAGUCUACUAAGUGGAGAGAAGUAUCAUGGUGUUCAUUUAUCUGCUGCAGUGUUUUGUAAAGCUCAGUAUUUAAAAGCUAAGCAAAAGCCAAAUACCAAAGUCAGUAGGCCUGGAGAAAAUGGCUUCUUCUAUAUGUGCUUUUUAAUAGAUGGCAACUUUUUUUUUUCCACAUUUUCAGAUCUUUCUGCUUUAUUAAUGCUGUCAAUGUG